This is a messenger RNA of Micropterus dolomieu (smallmouth bass), 1253 nucleotides long. RefSeq lists its product as uncharacterized. The coding region runs from base 19 to 756 and encodes 245 amino acids. The record is from RefSeq and is a predicted model, not a curated record. The transcript is spliced from 5 exons. Gene Ontology annotation, molecular function: transmembrane signaling receptor activity. Gene Ontology annotation, biological process: cell surface receptor signaling pathway. Lineage: Eukaryota; Metazoa; Chordata; Actinopteri; Centrarchiformes; Centrarchidae.
UACUCCUCAGGUUGGAAGAUGAUGCAGUUUUCUCUGGACAAAAAAGACUUGUACACUUCAAAUUGUCCAACACCAGGGGAUGCUGUUAGCAUAGACAAGUGUGAGUUCACUGUUGCCGGGAGGGAGAACCAACUGUACUGGUGUGAGGACACUAAGAGUCGCAGCAACACAGUCAACAUCACAGCAAGCAAUGGUACCAUCAUCUUAAAGUCUCCUGCCUUUCCUGUAUUUGCAGGCAAUAAAGUGGUCUUGUAUUGUCAGUACAGGAUUGGCAACCACAGUAAUGCCACCUUCUUUAAAAACGGAAGAGAAAUCAUCGCUGAAACUUUUUUUUCCAGUUCAGAUGGAGUAAUAGAGAUGACUAUUGAGAAUGUGACACUGGAAGAUGAAGGCUUAUACAAGUGUGCAUCCCAGGACAGAAAGAUGGAGAGCCCAGAGAGCUGGUUAUCAGUGAGACCUGCCCGAGGCAACUUCACAUCAACAGAUGGGACAGCAGCAUCCACUAUGGGCUCCUGGAAAUGGAUCAUUCUUUUUUGUGGAAUUGUACUUCUGUUCCUCAUCCUUCUAAGUGUUUGGCUAAUUUGUCACUACAGGUACCAGAGGUUUUGCACAAGUAGCUGUCUGGCACUUCCAAUAGAGAAUCUACCGGCAGUGGAGCUUCCUGCGACCAAGCAGGACGUGACAGAAGUGCAGUGGGACCUGUCCUGGAUGGAGAUGUCCAGUCUGUUGGAUAAGCAGUUAUAUCCUGGCACUUAAAGGAUCACUCUCACCUGAAGCAUAUAGAAAAUAAUGAAUGCAGUGAAACCUAUGAGACAGUUCAGCCACUUCAGAUAAUGCAAGUGUCUCUUACAAGUCUUUUUAAAUGUAAAGUCUUGCUUGGAACAUCCACACUGAUUUGUAAAAAUCUAAUGUCUGUCGAGAAAAGUCUGUUGACUGACCAUUGCUUACUUGUUAUUUAACUUUGUAUUAUUAUUUAUAAAUAUACACCGGUGUACACUGUUGUUGGGAUGCUACAAACUCAUGCUGCCUUAACAAGAUACUCUCAAUCCUGAAAAAAAAGAAAUCAUGAAAAUGGUUCAAGUAGCUAUGACUCACCUGUCCCAUUGUUUAGGAAAUGUAUUAAACAUUUAUGAAGUUCACAUUUUAGACAUAUGGUUUUAUGUAUUUGAUUGUACCUAACAGCCACCCUGACAUUUGCCAAAAUGUUUAAAAUCAAUUCUCAGACCUUCAUUAAAUUCUUCAAAGGAUUGAAA